UCUUCAGCGAACGGCGCAGAUGCGAAGACUCCGAAAUACAUCGCCGUCUCAACGUUCCGACAGUGGGCGGAAAGCAACGGUGCGGACGCGAAGGACGCUUGUGCCAGACGUCUUUUUGCACUCCACCGUGAAGUUUGCGUGCUUCGAACGUAUUAUACCGGCUUUUAUUCGUAACAGCGAUGAAGUUUCCAUCCGUGCAGGUAGUUCUUAGCAGCUUAGUUCUUGUUGCUGCUGCCCAGAUACAACUGUGUCCUCAUCAAGCAAGCCUCACAGAGGAACUUCGAAACUGUCACGGCAGAGAGCUCAGCAGCAACGACGCGUUCAACACGCUGUCGGAGUUCAGCAAGAGAUACGAGGAUUAUUGCGCUCACAAGAUGGCGCCGGAUACGUCGGCCGCUGAGCUGUUCGCGCAACGAUGUGCGGACAAGAACUUCAACAGCUUGUUUUACCGGUGCUGGGCGGACAUGCUGAGUGCAGACUAUACAUUGAAUUCGGCGGGAAUCGACAGCACUGACUUAGCUGCAUUCAAGAAGUCAUUAGAUUGCCAAUUUCACGUCUUGGGUAUAGAAGCCUAGUCAGUACAUCUCACCCACACGGAAAGAAGUGAAAAGGCCAGUCACCUGUUACAAUUUGUCAUUUUUUUGCCUUGUCGGUGCAACUUUCAAUAAAGGUUCUGUUGUA
This is a messenger RNA of Dermacentor albipictus, 681 nucleotides long. RefSeq lists its product as uncharacterized. NCBI's taxonomy places the organism in Eukaryota, Metazoa, Arthropoda, Arachnida, Ixodida, Ixodidae. The record is from RefSeq and is a predicted model, not a curated record.